Anopheles stephensi (Asian malaria mosquito) is the source of this 2601-nucleotide messenger RNA. RefSeq names its product DNA ligase 1-like. Gene Ontology annotation, cellular component: cytoplasm. The record is from RefSeq and is a predicted model, not a curated record. The coding region runs from base 520 to 2010 and encodes 496 amino acids. Lineage: Eukaryota; Metazoa; Arthropoda; Insecta; Diptera; Culicidae. The transcript is spliced from 6 exons.
AACAACAACGCGCCGCUACCGUUGCGAGAGCAUCUUCAAUAUCCGUCUGCCAGCAGCUUUUUCUUCCCCCGGUCGCACACACGCAUCGAGAAGAAUCUAUAGAUAUCCAAGGAAUCAAUAGGCCCUGCGCGGUGUGCUGGGUGUCGGUGCACUCUUUUUCGGCAUCCCAGUAGUUUUAUCGGAAAGAUUCUCUGCUGCCCGCAACAAUCGGGUUAGCGUGCGGGUGCGCGCGUGUGUUUGUGAAUCGGUACACGAUUUCAGUGCAUGCAGUUUAGCGCUGCGAACGAGUUUGUCCAUCGUUAAAUGAUACAAAAGUGCAUCUUACGUGAAGAAAACCGAAGAAAUUAUAGCAGAAUCCCUACCCUUGUGCGUGAAGAAGAAGCAAAAGCAAAGGGCGAGUGACGAGCGAUAGCGCCCUCAGCGUACGAAAGUGUGAUAAAGAAAGAAAAAAGCAUCCUCCGUAGGAACCGGACGACCAAAUUCCCGAAAUCUCCACUGCCCCAGAAGCAUCGCAUCAAAAUGGUUAUCAAAGUGUACAUCAGUGGAAUGUCCGGCAACAAAGAGGUGAAGAAGCGCCAGCAGCGGGUCACGAUGAUCAUGGAAAGCAAGCACAUAGAAUACACCGUCAUCGACAUCACAGAGCCGGGCCAGGAGGCGGAAAAGGACUUUAUGCAGACGAACGCCCAGCACAAAGGAUGCACGAUCAGUGAUCCGAACCCGCGGCACGCCCUACCCCCGCAGCUGUUCAACGACACCGAGUACUGCGGUGACUACGACGACUUCGACAUGGCCAACGAGGUGGACAAUCUGGAGGUGUUCCUGAAGCUGGCGGCCCCGGCAGCGCCCGAGCCGGAGCAUAAAAACGGCGACGACUCUGCACCACCUGCCACCGCCGCCGAUGACGAGGACGAGAACAAAGAAAACAAGACUGAAGACAACGGUGCGGCCGGUGCGGAGACGACCGAGGGCGCGAACGAGACGGCGAACGGUCCUCCGGAAGAGGCUGGAGAAGAGCUGGAAGCGGAGAAAGAAGUCUCCGCUAAAGAAAACGAGACCGGCGAUCUGUUGGAGGAACGACAAGAGAACGAUGAGGCGAAAGAUGAGGCUGAAGUGAAAGAGCCGGAAGUGACGAUGGAACAGUCGAAUGAAGAAACGCUUUCUCGAGAAGUGGAUAAUGCAUCGAAUCCAGCAGAGGACAAAUCUGAGGAUGAUCCUAAGUCUAGCGAUGAAGAUGAGCCCGCAAGUCAAGAAACCGUUCAAGUGAAGACAGAUGAAGAACCUCUGCUACAACACGACGAUGAUCCUGAAGCAUCGGAAGAUGCAAAGGCUGACGAACGGGAAGAAACUGUAAUGGAACAUGAUUUGAAUGAAGCUCAAGAAGCUCGCACACACGAAUCCCUUCACGAAGAUCCCGAUCACGAAACAGUGCAAGACACGAUCACGAACGAGCAGGAUGAUGAGCUUAAGGAGGAGGAGAUCUCCAAGAAUGAUGGAGAAAUGCUGGCACAAGAAGACAUUGAAGAGCCGGCGAUCAGCGUCCUCACUACUGAGGUGAACCAAUCUGUCCCAACAAGUAAUCAGGAGCGAAAGGAUCAAAUCGAAGAGAUGGAAGUGGAGCAGGACAUUCAAGCGGAUCCGGACGAAUCGUCCUCGGACAGUGAAGAGAGCUCGGAAGCCGAUAGCCAAAUAGAAAACCCCGCGAAGGCAACCCCUGCUGGGAAGGAAGCAGCGUCCUUGGAAUCCCGAUCCACCGGUGAAGUUGAGGACCCGGUGGCAAUGGAAGCGGAUGCGGAGGAGGAAGAACUCCGACGUGCCUCCGCAGCACUGGCCGGCAAAAGUGAGGACGCCGUAGAGCAGAUCGGGAUGGAUGAGGCGGAGGAAGAGGAGGAGGAGGAGGCAGACGAAGAGGACGACGACGGAUUGGCGGAAGCUGCCAAAGAGGAUGAAAUCUCCAGCAAACUGGUUGAUGCCGACGAUCCCAUGAUGGCGGAACAGGAGCAGGAAGAAUGAAUCCAACUGGCGAUCCGUUAAAGCAACAAGCAAACCAUCUCAUCAGUUUAGCUAAAACAAACCAUCCAAAGUACUCACACCAUCAUCAUCAUCAUCAUCAUCGGAGAACCAUAUCAUCGUUCAUCGACAUCUUUACGCCAACGGGACAUAACCUCACAUCGAGUGCUACUGGCAACGCCUUCCUCAUCACAAGUCCCCAUGGACUGGAAGAGUAACCCUGCCCGCCGAUUCAUCGAGUGAGCAACCAUCAAAUCAAUGGCUGCUUCGAUAGGGAUGCGAGUUUUCGUCUCCGUUCUGUAGCAACGCAAUGGUGGUUGUUGAUGGAGAAGGUCUACGCACGAGCGAGCGGGAGAGGGAGAGACAGCACGAAAACGAAAUAGGAGGAGUGCUUGCGAGAUCGCAUUUAACUUUUAAUCCCGUCCAUCGUUGGAAGUGCGAUGCGACGUCCCCGCCAGGAACAUAUUGUUGUGUGCCUCGUGCAGAAGGAACACAGUGUAUCGACGUGUUGUUGUGCCUCACUAUCUUCAUAAUUGCAAGGUGAUCAUUUGUUAAGGAAACUACGGUCAAUAAAUAAAAGUAAAAAUGUGUGUA